CCACUGAGAAAUUUCACAUCAUCUACUUGUUCAAAAUGACUCUCACCCAGACAACCCCCUACCCCUUCACCUUCACCAGCAGCGCAACAAACCAAACCCCAAGCAAAGACGCUGCAAGAGACGAAACACUCACCCUCAAGAAUGUGCGCGGCAAAAUCCCCUCCCUUCAAGCCUCCACCCUCCGCACCAUGAUGCUGGAAGCACACUCCGACCCCACGAAGAUUAUCGCUCACGCCUGCUCCUACGACGGCCUCUCCUCUCGUCUCGUGCAGGAAGCCGGCUUCCCCAUUGUCUUCUUGGCAGGCUAUGCCGUGGCCAGCUCCUAUGGACUCCCAGAUACGGGGUACAUUGCUAUGGCGGAGAUGUGCGAUAAGAUCCAGGAAGCUGUGCGCGCGACGGACAUUCCUGUUAUGGCAGACGGCGAUACAGGAUACGGAAGUCCGAUGAAUGUCAAGAGGACGGUAGAGAGCUUUGCGGCUGCUGGUGCAGCGGGGAUUAUGAUUGAGGAUCAGACGUGGCCGAAGAGAUGCGGCCACACAAAAGGCAAAUCCGUCGUUUCAAGAGGCGAAGCCUACGCCCGGGUCCAAGCGGCCGUUGAUGCCCGUAACAACGGCCAAGAUAUCUUCAUCCUAGCGCGUACUGACUCCUUAAUCCACGGAUGGGAGGAGGCCAUGACUCGUGCAAAGGAGUUCAAACGCAUAGGUGUGGACGCUGUAUUCGUUGAAGCCUUACCUGAUCGCGAGGCAAUGCAACAAUGUGUCCAGGAACUGCAACUGCCUGUCUUUGCGAAUAUUAUUGAGGGCGGGCUGACGGAGAACCUGUCAGCCAAGGAUCUGGCUGAGCUCGGGUUCUCGGCCGUUGCGUAUCCGUGGACGCUUGUGGCGGCGAAGUUGAAAAGCAUUCGGGACACGUUGGAGGCGUUGAAGAGGAGUAUGACUACUGGGGCACCGCCGAUGAUUUUGGGCUAUGCGGAGGUCUGUGAAGGGGUUGGGUUCAAUAAGUAUUGGGUAAGUCCAGUUGGGGUUCCGUAAGUGGGCAUCCUUGAGGGUGUUUACUAACAGUUGUUUAGGAUCAGGAGGUGAAGUAUGAGUAUAAUGAGAAUGGAUUGGUGAAGAACCGGAAUGGAACUGCGUAGCCUGGAUCGCGCAACAUUGGGUGCAUUUAACAAUUCGAUACAAUAUCAAUAUGCAGCCUCCAUCGUGGAGUCAGGAGGCUGAGCAGCAUUCUAUUAGAAUACGAUGAACACAAAUGCAAGUAUACGGAACCUCGAUGGGAUGCUAAACCAACGAGCUAUGCAUUAAAUCAAAGCCAGGUGCAAUUUAGAUAUCUAUGUACCUGUCUUGUGCGAUUGUCAAAUUCCAGGUAAAUGCAUUAGAUCCUUAAGUGUUCAUGGGUAUUCUGCAAUGUAACGGAUGGGCUGUCACGAUCAAAAUAGAGAAAAAGACCACAUCAAAACAAGCAAAUAAAAAAAAAAAAAACAAA
Messenger RNA from Aspergillus pseudotamarii, 1482 nucleotides. RefSeq names its product isocitrate lyase/PEP mutase family protein. Gene Ontology annotation, molecular function: catalytic activity. The transcript is spliced from 2 exons. The record is from RefSeq and is a predicted model, not a curated record. NCBI's taxonomy places the organism in Eukaryota, Fungi, Ascomycota, Eurotiomycetes, Eurotiales, Aspergillaceae. The coding region runs from base 36 to 1031 and encodes 331 amino acids.